AUGAAUUGUCGCACCCACAAAACACCUGACUUUACCGACACCCGACCUCAGGGACAUACAACUUCACAGACAUGUGACUUAACCGACACCCGACCUCAGGAACAUACAACUUCACAGACACCUGACUUUACCGACACCCGACCUCAGGGACAUACAACUUCACAGACACCUGACUUUACCGACACCCGACCUCAGGGACAUACAACUUCACAGACACCUGACUUUACCGACACCCGACCUCAGGGACAUACAACUUCACAGACACCUGACUUUACCGACACCCGACCUCAGGGACAUACAACUUCACAGACACCUGACUUUACCGACACCCGACCUCAGGGACAUACAACUUCACAGACACCUGACUUUACCGACACCCGACCUCAGGGACAUACAACUUCACAGACACCUGACUUUACCGACACCCGACCUCAGGGACAUACAACUUCACAGACACCUGACUUUACCGACACCCGACCUCAGGGACAUACAACUUCACAGACACCUGACUUUACCGACACCCGACCUCAGGGACAUACAACUUCACAGACACCUGACUUUACCGACACCCGACCUCAGGGACAUACAACUUCACAGACACCUGACUUUACCGACACCCGACCUCAGAGACAUACAACUUCACAGACACCUGACUUUACAGACACCCGACCUCAGGAACAUACAACUUCACAGACACCUGACUUUACCGACAACCGACCUCAGGGACAUACAACUUCACAGACACCUGACUUUACCGACACCUGACUUCAAGGACAUACAACUUCACAGACAUGUGACUUAACCGACACCCGACCUCAAGAACAUACAACUUCACAGACACCUGACUUUACAAA
Mizuhopecten yessoensis (Yesso scallop) is the source of this 854-nucleotide messenger RNA. RefSeq lists its product as uncharacterized. The record is from RefSeq and is a predicted model, not a curated record. The transcript is spliced from 3 exons. Bases 1 to 765 code for a protein of 254 amino acids. Lineage: Eukaryota; Metazoa; Mollusca; Bivalvia; Pectinida; Pectinidae.